Molecule: messenger RNA, 636 nt
Organism: Brettanomyces bruxellensis
Lineage: Eukaryota; Fungi; Ascomycota; Pichiomycetes; Pichiales; Pichiaceae
Exons: 1
Coding region: 1-636 (211 amino acids)
Source: RefSeq, a predicted model, not a curated record
AUGAACGAAGAACUGGACAACUCACUUCAACUGGAACAAUUCACACAGGUGAAAUCUCUCCUCAACAGACUUUUGCAAUCGCUUGAUGAUGAAAACCACGAAAAAGCCAAAAUAGACUCUAAUAUUGCGAAAUUGUGCAAGCAAGAGAAGAUAGAUCCUGAUACAAUGCUACAGGCGAAAGCAGAUGGCGUGGAAGGUGAACUAGAGCAUGGAAAUGGUAAACUAGAGCGUGUGAGUGAUAAAGUGGAAUAUAAUAAUGAUAUAUCAGAGUCUAAGCAUGGUGAAUUACCACUUGGCAAUGAUGCAAUAGAACGUGGAAACAGUCUUCGAUGCCAAAGAGACCUUUUAUUGAGCAGGUUGCAACGUGAGAAAUAUCUCAGUAAGCAAUACGAGGAUUUGCUCAAGCGACAUGAGAAGCUCAUGAGGAUAAUAAACAACAAUCUUAACAACAGAAUGAAGUUGGAACAAGGAGCAAAUGCGUCGUAUAACGCAGAGGCGGAACGACAGCUGAGGAAUUACACUGAGAGUAUUAAGAGAAUGCGGCAGGUGUGUUGUGAUUAUAAUGAUGAGUACGCAGGUGCCAGAGGGCGUCUUUGUGCAACUACAAAGGAGUUUAAUAAAGCGCUUAAUGAGUAG